Erinaceus europaeus (western European hedgehog) is the source of this 1240-nucleotide messenger RNA. RefSeq names its product coiled-coil domain containing 106 (gene CCDC106). Gene Ontology annotation, cellular component: nucleoplasm. Lineage: Eukaryota; Metazoa; Chordata; Mammalia; Eulipotyphla; Erinaceidae. The coding region runs from base 264 to 1193 and encodes 309 amino acids. The record is from RefSeq and is a predicted model, not a curated record. The transcript is spliced from 5 exons.
GCGGCGAGCAGGACUGGGUGCUGGGGGUCCCUGGCCGCCCCCCGCCCCUCCCCGGCGAGGCCGCCCACUCCUCUGCAGACGCUCCCGGGCGCCGGGCAUGGGCGCCGCCAGCGCCGUCCCCGGGCCGCAUCCGCACGCGGAACUUGGAGGCCAGGUCCCUACUUUGGAGAAGUCCAGGCGACUGGGAGAGCAGAUUCCCAGGUCUCGGGAUGCCCCCCAGCUGUGGGCGCCGUCUGUCUGUCUAGGUCUCCAGGAGCCACGCCAUGAGUGACCGCACCGGCCGGAGGACAAUUGAGGAGGCUGGCGGCCUGGCCCUCCGGGGUCCCGGUGCGUGGGGCGGGUGUGGGCGGGGGCAGGGCCCCGGGGUGAGCCUGCACCCCUGCUCCCCAGUGAAGAAGGAUGAUGAGGCCCUGGAGCUGUCCAUUCCUUUCGACGAGGCGCCUCACCUGGACCCUCACCUCUUCUACAGCCUGAGCCCCUCUCGAGGAAACUUCGAGGAGCCCCCGGGGGCCGCGUCCCCCACCGUGCCCCUGAUGGACGGCGUCAGGGCCCAGCUGCACAUGGCCUUGGAGAGGAACUCGUGGCUGCAGAAGCGCAUCGAGGACCUGGAGGAAGAGCGUGACUUCCUGCGCUGUCAGCUGGACAAGUUCAUCUCCUCCGCCCGCCCGGAGGCAGAGGACCACUGCCGCGGGAAGCCUGGGCCUCGGCGAGUGGAGGCGGAUGGCCGGGGCGGGCCAGAGGCCUCGGAUCCAGAGUCGGCGGCGUCCUCGGUGAGCGCCGCGUCCUCGGAGGGCAGCGCUGGCGAGAGGAAGCGGCAGCGGCAAAAGGGCGCCGGGCGGCGCUUUGGGAAGCCCAAGGCCCGGGAGAGACAGCGGGUGAAGGACGCCGACGGGGUCCUGUGCCGCUACAAGAAGAUCCUGGGCACCUUCCAGAAGCUCAAGAGCAUGUCGCGGGCCUUCGAGCACCACCGCGUGGACCGCAACACCGUGGCGCUCACCACGCCCAUCGCCGAGCUGCUCAUCGUGGCCCCCGAGAAGCUGGCGGAGGUGGGCGAGUUCGACCCCACCAAGGAGCGGCUGCUCGAGUACUCGCGCCGCUGCUUCCUGGCGCUGGACGACGAGACGCUCAAGAAGGUGCAGGCGCUCAAGAAGAGCAAGCUGCUGCUGCCCAUCACCUACCGCUUCAAGCGGUGACCCGCCGCACCGAGCCCCGCAUUAAAGAGGCGCCGCCCUUUGCAAUC